Dreissena polymorpha is the source of this 858-nucleotide messenger RNA. RefSeq names its product E3 ubiquitin-protein ligase RNF181-like. Gene Ontology annotation, cellular component: cytoplasm. Gene Ontology annotation, molecular function: ubiquitin protein ligase activity. Gene Ontology annotation, biological process: protein ubiquitination. Bases 88 to 555 code for a protein of 155 amino acids. Lineage: Eukaryota; Metazoa; Mollusca; Bivalvia; Myida; Dreissenidae. The record is from RefSeq and is a predicted model, not a curated record. The transcript is spliced from 6 exons.
UUAUUCCGUGAGGAACCGACAUGCCACGAAUAAAGAAAAACAAUUGUCAUCUUUCCUGUUUAUUUAUCAAUAAUAUUUUAUUGAAUAAUGGCUUCUUAUUUUGAUGAACACGACUGCGAACCUCUGAAUGACGGGGAACAGCCAAACCACUUGUUGCAUAUGGCCAGACUGCUAUUGGACAGUGGACUGGCUGCAGAGUGGGAUAUUGAGUAUGGAAGAGUGUUUGGUAGAGAUAAUGUACCACCAGCAUCAAAGAAGGUUGUUGAAAAUCUCCCCACAAGUGUGAUAUCAAAUUCAGAAGCAGCCUUAGAAAGGAAGUGUCCAGUAUGCAUAGCCAAUUUCGACCUGGAUGAAGAAGUAAAACAGUUGCCAUGUCAACACAAAUUCCACACUGACUGUAUACUUCCAUGGCUUGCAAAGGUGAACUCGUGCCCUCUAUGCAGAUAUGAGCUCCCCACAGAUGAUGAGGAUUACGAAAACUUCAAGAAACACAAAGCAAGAGCAAAGCAACGUGAAUAUGAACUGGAGAAUCUACACAACUCAAUGUUUGGAUAACGCACCCACUGGUCCAUUUACAGAGUUUUACUACUAAAUUUUAGGCCUACAUUUCCACAAUAAAUUUAUAUCGUUUAUUCUUUUGUUUAUGUAAGUCUCUUCAUUUCAAUUGUUAGCGUCUUUUUAUGAUGUUAAGUUUAUAUUUAUAUGUUUUAUUCACCUAUUUGCUGCAGUUUCUAAUAGUGGAUGCCGCAUUGAUCUUUAUGAUGUUGAUAACUAGGAAAUUCACGGGCGUUUAUUUGUAUCCAUAUCAAAUCAUUUACAUGUCUAUAUGUUUUAAAGAAAAUAAAUAAUCAUAUGAUA